This is a messenger RNA of Phytomonas sp. Hart1, 243 nucleotides long. The record is from the annotation of a GenBank genome assembly. NCBI's taxonomy places the organism in Eukaryota, Euglenozoa, Kinetoplastea, Trypanosomatida, Trypanosomatidae.
AUGUGCAGUACUGUUAGGACCAAUGCUUUGAAAGUUAUUGGUGAUACCCGUACCACACAUAUCGUUGAUCGGAUCAAAGCUGCUUGGGUACACGUUCAACUAUUUGGUGAAGUCCAAACCCUUGUCGUAGAGUACCGCCCGCCAAACGUCGUCCUUGUCGUGGCGGGCAACCACCUCCCAGGUGCACACAAGCAAAUCUUUUUGAAACAUUCACAUCUCUUAGGGAGUUCUUCAAAAACUUGA